AUUAUUCAAAUCAGGGAGCCAAAUGAACGGCUCUUUCACAGAUGCGAUUCGGUCCCCGACGUUCACCAAAAAGAGCCGUUCAAAAAGAGCCGUUCGUUCGCGAACGACCCAUCACUGACACUGUGUACCCUCCAGGAGCUUCUGCUUUUCAAAACGUGGUGUAUGAAUAUUCGUCAAAUUGUAUAUGCAGAGGACACGGGUUUGUAAACAUUCUGUUUGGCAGAAUAUCCCGGGAGUGCACAACGCUGGCGAAAAUGGAGGGGUUUCUACAGAGAUGUAGCGCUGCAUUAAAGUAAUGGAACACUAUUGGCUCAUCGAUAUCAACCCAAUGAAGCACGCAACCUGGCUCAAAGUGAUCCCUGGCUUGAAUGCUGCACUCAAAUGCAGGCCUAAAUGGAUUGCUCUGUGAACGUGGUCGAAUUCACAUUAGCAUGGGAUAUGGGGAUAACUGUUCGAAAACUGCCCUAUUAUGUAACAGUAAUUGACAUUUCUCGGCAACAGAGUGAGUUGAAUAUGAAGCCCGUUGCAAAACAGUUUGCGUUUCCCAUUAACACCGUUGGCUACACUUGAUCUGCGAAUGGCACACAAGACAGGUGCACAAGGACAUGCAUGAAGAGCAGAAUCAGAGCAUCCUGUCAUAAUUAUGCCUCGUCUUUGAAUGGAUACGGCAAUAGUGGAUUACUACAGCUGUAGUAGAUGUCGACCUGAAUCGUUCUGUUUACCAUGUGGCUGUUGUGGAUUCACGGUUGAAGAGCUCUACACACACACACACACACACACACACACACACACACACACACACACACACACACACACACACACACACACACAUACACACACACACACACACACACACACACACACACACACACACACACACACACACACACACACACACACACUGUUGUUAAAUAUAGCCUCCCUUGGCUCCUGUUUGCCUGCUGGGGUCUGUCCACUGCUACGCCUGAUGGGAGGUGCCGUGCACGCUGGGCAGUUCGGAGGGCAGCUCUGGGAUCCACGUUGUCCUUGGCAACGAGGCCUGUGACCUCGACUCCAUGGUGUCGUCCCUCGCCUUCGCCUACUUUCUGUCCACAACGUCUGGCAGCUCGUGUAAGACUGUGGUGCCAGUGCUGAACAUCCCGAGAGCCGAGUUCCCCCUACGUUUAGACAACGUGUUCCUGCUGAAGGAGAGUGGGGUUCCAUCAGAGGCUCUGGUGUUCCGUGACGAGGUGGACCUGGCAGGGCUCCAUAGAGCCAAGAGGCUGGUUCUCUCCCUAGUGGACCACAACGUGCUUCCUAGUGCCGACAUUGACUUGGAGGAGGCAGUUGUGGAAGUCAUUGAUCACCACCACCUCGAGAGGACACCCUCCACUUCCUGUUCAGUCACCAUGGAAACCGUGGGUUCCUGUGCCACCUUGGUGACAGAGUACAUUCACCACAAGGCACCUGAAGUGCUAGACAGACAGGUGGCCCAAUUAUUAUACGGGGCCAUUGUGCUGGAUUGUGUCAACAUGGCCCCAGAGGCAGGCAAGGUCACACCCAAGGACAGCCUUCUGGCCUGCCUACUGGAGUCGCGCUUCCCAGACCUGCCACCCAGGGGUGCCCUCUUCCAGUCCCUACAGAGCGCCAAGUUUGACAUCUCAGGUCUUUCUACAGAGCAGAUCCUGCUGAAGGACAUGAAGGCUGUCUCCGGAGGCGACCUGAGACUGGCAGUCAGCGCUGUGUACAUGACACUAGAUAUGUUCCUACAGCGGAAGAGCCUUCAACGGGAGCUUUGUGAGUUCUGUCACAAACAUCGUUUUGGUGCGGUGGUCGCCAUGACGAUCUCUUUCAAUGAACGCAGCGAGCCCCAUCGGCAGCUGGCGGUCUACAGCUCCAGCACCCUCUAUAGGGAGGAGGUGAGCCAAGCAUUAGAAAAGGCCCGGAACCCCUCUCUGUGCACCUCUCCAAUGAGCAGCCCCUUCAAUGACAUCAAGUCCUAUCUCCAAGGCAAUGCGCUGGCCUCCCGCAAGAAAGUGCUACCUAUCCUCAAGGACUUCCUGAAGGAGUGGGACAAGAAGCAAGUGCAUUGCGGGGAGACGGAGGACUUUGAGGAGCUGGACAACCACUUUGACCCCACGGGGUCGCCUGGUAUCGACGGAGACUCCCGCCCCCACUGCUUCUCGGCCUCUCGGCACCACCGUCGCCGCCUGUUGGGCGCUGAGGACUCUGGGAUGGAGGAAGACUUCCAGGUGCCGGCCACACCCAUGAACAGUCUGGUGGAGGGCUGUCCACUGGACGCCGGCCUGCCCCAGAUCAGCGCGGAAGCCAUUUUGGAGAAGUUCAGCUGCAUGGUAGGGGAAGCAGGGGGUAAUAAAGAUGUCAGCUGGCCAGGUGAUCAAUAACCUUCUGUUGAUGCCUUUAAAUCCUAGUGCCCCUGGCUCUCUGUCCGCGUGCACUGCAACCCAACCAAAAGACUAUAAGGAGUGUUCAAACUCAGAAGCAUAUCAAUCAAUUGUAUGUUUCAUAAGGGACAUCUCAUAGCGGAUUAUAAUGACAAUCCAAGGGGCCAUGUACAGUAACUCACUCACUGGUUAUAUAGCAAUCCAAGGUUUUAUAUCAGCAGCUCCGGUGAUUGACUGGAAACAGGGUUGUGUUCAGGAGGAACAAAACCGCCCAAAACGGAGUGAAGCAGGGAGGUACCAUCUUAAUUUAUCUAAUAAGAAAUGCUCGUUUUUGUUUUCCGUUGCAAAACGUUUUGCUACGGUGUGCCCAAAUGAACACAACCCUGGACUGCUGUGGCCAUCAAACUGAUCACCAAGUUCUUAUGGAUGCUUUACUCAAGUCAGGACUAAUAACACCAUUACGAAGGAUAGAACAUCCUUCUAAAAGACUGGCAACCGGAUGAAAAAAGCAUGACUUGUACCUUCGAAGACUCCAGACAACAAUGAAGGUUCAAUUGUGUUUUCUCUCUGUAUCCCAUCUGAGUACAUGGGACUGCCUCAUUGGUUAGUGCCAUCUCCAAGUGUAGGGGGAGUAGAUUGGACAUUUGGAGAAUACAUGAUGGACUAAUGUAAUGAAUCUUUGAAAGGCCUAUUUCAAUGUCACAGGCAUUUGAGUGAAGCUUUAUUUUGAGGAGAAUUUUGCCCUGGAGAAUGACUUUAUCCAUUUUUGCAGCAUGUGUUUCAGUAGUCCUGGUCCUUGAAAACUGCAGAGUUUGCUGUUUUUUAGUGAAACUUAUCUAUGUACAGCUUCAGUAGGGAGUUAUUGAGCUGAUGAUUGAGCACGUGAUAUCUACUGGCAUGUGUGUGAGCGCGUGUGUGUCUGUCAGUCUGUCUGUCCGUCCGUCCGUCCGUCUGUGUGUGUGUGUGUGUGUGUGUGUGUGUGUGUGUGUGUCUGUGUGUCUGGAGUUCUUGGUUAGCGUGAUGUCAUGAUGACAUUAUUAUCAGGGUUGUUUCAGUCCAUAGUUCUCCUCAUUGUCGGCAUCCAUCUGGAAAAGAACGAAGGGAAGAACACACACCCUCCCCACAAAGAGAGAGAGGUGGAGAGAUACAUACCAGAUGCCGGAUGCAACUGCUGUUCAUUCAUGCAUAUGAACUGCCUGCCCCCAGUCAGAUCUCGAAAAUUGCAGGUUUCCUUUUUUUCCCGUCAUGAAUCUUGUUCUGGAGGCAUCUCUGCAGAGUGGUCACUAGCUGGCACAGCCACAAAGUCAUACCUAACCUUAACCACACUGCUAACCCUAAUGCAUAAACCUAAACUUAAAUUAAGACCAAAACCCUUUUUGUUUUCAUGAAUUUGUACAAUAUAGACAUUUUUGAGUGUGAGGCUAGCCCAUCUACCGGAAAUCACAUAGUUUUGCCUCAAGGACAAGACUCAUCCCAAUAAACGUUUACCUGUGCUAAAUUUACUCUCUCUCUCUCUCUCUCUCGCUCUCGCGGGUUUUUCUGAGAUUUAGAUCUCAAAGCUACUUCAGCUGCCCAAAUAUACACAAAUCUUAUGUGGAACUUAUCGUCUAGCUUAUCGUCUAGAUUUAUUCAGGGAAUUACCAUUGAUUAUGUCGUCCUAAUGACAUCAUAACAUUUUGAGAACAAAUUAAGUAAUGCAGAGGUUGACUUCAUGCAUACAAUCUUUUGCUGAAUUUUGUUCAGCAUGUUAUUCCUGCAUUACAAAAAACGGUGAUACGUUUCUAUUAAUACCCCCCUUUGUAUUUUUGAGUUACCCGACAUUUGCCUGUUCCCAGAUCUGUUUGUGCUCUUGCCAACUCUUAUCAUCAGAGUUGACUAUACAGCAUCAACAGAUCUGGGCUAGUGAUGAAUUGCUCUGAUGAUGGUAUCUGAUCUGGAAUCUGUGUCGCAUACCCCAGAGAGCCUUGUGGCGGUUCAUUUGAGGAAACAUUACUGCAUUAGUGCAGAUGUCUGCUUCAUUCGCUGUCUGUAGUUGGGCCCGAGGAGUAGGUUUGAACUUACUGUACCACAGAGAUGUGCAAACACCCCUAGGAAAACCCACAUACAGAUGAAUGCAUAGACACAAACACAUUAGACAGUGGCCCGAUUCCAUUUCAGUCACUAGUCUCUUUCUUUAGCUCUACCAUUUCAGUGUUCCCAGAUCACAAGGAUUCGAUAGGUCUAAGUAAGUGAUAAGAUGAUGGUUCCUACCUCGUUCGAUAGGGUAUGUGAAGGUUCUACCAUACACUCACCUAUCCAGUCCUUUUGCAUCGUGGAACUUCAAACUCUGAGAACUAUGGAGGGCGGCACGGACUAAAUUGGAAUCCUGCUAGUCUAGCUGGAACUUCUGCUUUGUUAGAAUUCCCAGAUUUGAUUUAAUAUGUAUUUGAAAGCAGAAAACAUCUGAGAAUGUUGACUAGCCCUGUGCUGAACCCUUUAAUGAAGAUAGCAUAGUUGAUUAUACCACUUGAUUAUAUAAGUCAACCAUGUAGUUUCAUUGAUUUAUUCUCUACAUCACAGCGAGAAGGUGUGUUCUGUCACAUAGUUUAUAGUAAAAUAAUAUGUUGUGUCUAGGCUAGAAUGGUAUUGAUAGUGAGUUUUCUAUAAAACAUACUCUGAAAGAUUAUUAUAUUGAGCCUCAGGUAUUAAGGAUCUGGCAAUGCUUGGCUUGUAAAAAGAUCCCUUGUGCUAAUUAUGUUUUGUCCUUCUUCUUUAUCUCCAAAUAUACUUUUUGUUGAAAUGCUUCAUGGGAAAUGUAGCUUAUGUGGUGGACAGUGUAAUGGCUCAGUGACUCUGCAGAUUCAUGUGAACACUAAAACGAGUUUGUUUCUCCCACACCAUUUGUCAUGAUUACAUGUUUUAGUAAACACUCUUGUCACUGCGGUGUUCUAAUUUUUACAGGCCUUUAAUUAAGGUUGGAAAUGUUAGCUUGCUGGACUUGUUUAGCUUCUCAACAGGUUGAAUGACAACAAGUAAUUCACAAUGUUGUUUCUUUAACCCAAACUGGUUCCCUUUUCCAGUUUCUCACGACUUUAAUCCAAAGAUGCCCUCCUCAACCCCUCUACAUGCAGUUCCUUUCUGUAGUUUUGUGAAUUUUAUGCAGGACAAUCGGGAUUCAACUUCUCUUUUAUUCAAGUACGCAAUGUGAAAAAAGUGUUUGCUAUGUGGUUCCUGAAUGCGAAACCACAUGUAUGACAAGAUUAUAAGAGAAAAUGUUCAACUAUGCACUUCUAUUAAAAAAAAUGGAUUUGAA
This is a messenger RNA of Oncorhynchus mykiss (rainbow trout), 5676 nucleotides long. NCBI's taxonomy places the organism in Eukaryota, Metazoa, Chordata, Actinopteri, Salmoniformes, Salmonidae. The record is from RefSeq and is a predicted model, not a curated record.